Messenger RNA from Rangifer tarandus platyrhynchus (Svalbard reindeer), 1836 nucleotides. The record is from the annotation of a GenBank genome assembly. Lineage: Eukaryota; Metazoa; Chordata; Mammalia; Artiodactyla; Cervidae.
AUGCUAACUGUGGGGCCUGGGCGCCGCCACCUUGGGGAGCCGAGUGCCCGGCGGGCCGCCGCCCCGUGGGGACGCAGGGCGCGCGCGGGCGGGGCUCAGCGGGGUCCCGGCUGUGGAGGCGCCCGCGGUCCAGCUGCCGCCGUUGCUGCUGCUGUUGGUGGCCGGGGCCCCGGAGCCAGGCAGCACCUCGGCGGAGGCUCCGCCUCUCGUCAGCGGAGAGGUGAGGCGCACGGUGGGCCUGGGCAGCCACCCGGCCAAGUCCCGGCGCACGCGGGCGGCGGCCCGGCGCCGCGCGCUGCCUCCUUCCUGGUGGCGCUGGAGCCCGAUUCGGAGGCCCAGCUGGCACACCUCGGCGUGCAGGUGAUGGGAGUGGAUGCGGAGGCCAACAGUCUGCACGUACGGGAGACCAAAAGGAACGGCAAAAGCGGGAGGCCCUUCACGGUCCAGCUCCCAGUCGCUCUUGAUCCUGGGGCCGAGGUUUCAGUCGUUGUGGAAGCUGUUUAUACCCACGCGAUUCAGCCGUAUCCAAUCCAGGUCACCCAGUCUGAGAAACAGUUUGUGGUGUUUGAGGGGAAUCGUUAUUUCUACUCUCCCUACCCGACCGAGAGGCAAACCAUGCGUGUGAAGCUCGCCUCCCCAGACGUGGAGAGCUAUACGAGAUUGGGCAACCCCAUGCGCCACGAGAACCUCCUGGGUUACGGCCCUUUCCAGGACACCCCUGCCUAUAGUCAGGGUAGUUUCAGAGUACAUGCUGAGAACGACAGCCCUCUCCUGACCGCCAGCAGCAUGACCCGAGUCAUCGAGGUCUCCCACCGGGGUAAUAUUGCUGUGGAAGAGCACGUGGACCUGAAGCACACGGGGGCUGUGCUGAAGGGGCCUUUUUCUCGUUAUGAUUAUGACAGAUGGGCAGAUAGUGGCAGCUCCUCCAUCCGUUCUUUUAAGACCAUCCUUCCUGCCUCUGCCCAGGAUGUUUAUUACCGGGAUGAGAUUGGCAGCAUGUACACCAGACACCUGCUUAUUUUGGAUGACUCGGUGGAGAUGGAAGUGAAGCCUCGUUUCCCUCUCUUUGGCAGGUGGAAGACUCAUUACAUCAUUGGGUACAACCUCCCAAGCUAUGAGUACCUCUAUAAUUUGGGAGACCAGGGCCAGGAACAUCCAGUGGACAGUCCCUAUGAGGUCAGCCGAGCCCCCGACGAGCGGCACUAUACCUACCUGGACACUUGUGGCCGCCCUGUGAUCGUGGCCCACAAGGAGAACCUGGUGGAACAGCACAUCCGGGACAUCGUGUUGCACUACACCUUCAGCAAGGCGCUCAUGCUCCAGGAGCCCCUGCUGCUGGUGGCCGCCUUCUGCAUUCUGCUCUUCACUGUCGUCAUCUGUGUCAGGCUGGGCUUGCCCAUCACAGAGGAUCCAGCUGCAGAAGCCAGGAUGAAGGUGGCUUGCAUGAUAGAGCAGGUCUUGAACCUGGUCAGCAAGAGACUAGGUCUCUACCACCACUUUGACAAGACGGUCAGUAGAUACAAACUGUCCCAGGACGUGUCCACCCUCAGCAGUGGCAAGAAGAGCCUGGAGACGGAGCACAGGGCUUUGACCAGUGCGGUGGCACUGCUGCAGUCCAGGCUGAAGGCCGAGGGCUCCAAGCUGUGCGACAGAGUGAGCGAAAUGCAGAAACUGGACGCGCAGGUCAAGGAGCUGGUCCUGAAGUCAGCAGUGGGGGCUGAGUGGCGGGUGACCGGCAAGCUCAAGAAAGACAUGCACGUCGAGAAUAAGAAGCUCAUUUCAGGAAAGCGACAGGAGCUGGUCAGCAAGAUUGACCACAUCCUGCAUACCCUGUAG